Alligator sinensis (Chinese alligator) is the source of this 1394-nucleotide messenger RNA. Its product is annotated as carboxypeptidase A2. Gene Ontology annotation, biological process: proteolysis. Gene Ontology annotation, molecular function: metallocarboxypeptidase activity; zinc ion binding. Lineage: Eukaryota; Metazoa; Chordata; Crocodylia; Alligatoridae. The coding region runs from base 1 to 1260 and encodes 419 amino acids. The record is from RefSeq and is a predicted model, not a curated record. The transcript has 11 exons.
AUGAGGCUGCUGUUGUUCGUCAGCGCCCUCCUUGGGGCUGCCUGGUGCAUGGAAACAUUUUCUGGAGACCAGGUUCUUCGAAUUAGGGCAAGCAGUGAUGACCAGAUUGACAAGUUACAGCUGCUAGAAACACUGGAACAUCUUCAGCUUGAUUUCUGGCUGCACCCCUCGAACCCAGCACUUCCUGUGGAUAUCCGAGUCCCCUUUGGCAGCCUCCAAGCAGUCAGAGCCUUCCUGGGGUACCACGAUAUCAAGUACUCUAUUCUGAUUGAAGAUGUGCAGGUUAUACUAAAUGAAGAAAAGCAAGAGAUGAUCUCCAACCAACGAAGGGAACGUAGUAACAGUAAUUUCAACUAUGGAGCUUAUCAUUCCUUAGAAUCCAUUUACAAAGCAAUGGAUGAUCUUGCAGCUGAGUACCACGGUCUUGUGAGCAAACUCCAGAUUGGAGAGUCUUAUGAAAAGCGGCCCUUGUAUGUGCUCAAGUUCAGCACUGGAGGACCAGACCGUCCCGCUAUUUGGCUUGAUGCUGGUAUCCAUGCCCGAGAGUGGGUCACCCAGGCCACAGCACUGUGGACAGCUCAAAAGAUUGCAUCUGAGCAUGGGACUGAUCCAUCUAUCACCUCUCUGCUAGACACAAUGGAUAUUUUCCUGUUGGUUGUCACAAACCCUGAUGGAUAUGUUUACUCUCAUACCAAGAACCGUAUGUGGCGGAAGACACGCUCCAAGGCUGCUGGGAGUUUUUGCGUUGGAGUUGAUCCAAACAGGAAUUGGGAUGCAGGCUUUGGAGGUCCGGGAUCCAGUGAUCAACACUGUUCUGACUCCUACCAUGGACCCCAUGCCAACUCUGAAGUGGAAGUAAAAUCUAUUGUAGAUUUUAUCAAGAACCAUGGAAACAUCAAAGCCUUCCUCACCAUCCACAGUUAUUCCCAGCUCCUGAUGUAUCCCUAUGGGUAUAAGUGCACCGAACCAGCUGAUUACGGAGAGCUGGAUACCGUGGGGAAAGCUGCUGCCAAUGCUCUGACUUCCCUGCAUGGCACCAGCUUUAAAGUGGGGACCAUAUGCUCAACUAUCUAUCAAGCCAGUGGAGGCAGCAUUGAUUGGAGCUACGAUUUUGGCAUCAAGUACUCUUUUGCCUUUGAGUUGCGAGACACAGGUCGUUAUGGUUUCCUUCUGCCAGCUGAUCAAAUCAUCCCAACUGCAGAAGAGACCUGGCUGGGUCUGAAGUCUAUCAUGGAACAUGUGAGAGACCAUCCAUAUUAGAAGAAGGGAAGGGAACCCAAAAAUCUUAGUCCUUUGAUAUGUUAGAGAAAUCUGUACGGAUAUAGCAUUGUAGUCAAAAUGGUAUUAAACCCUUUGUACAUUCAAACUACUGCGUCGGUACAUAAAGAUCUCUA